AUGGCCGAGUCCACCACCAUUGAGUAUUUGUGCAAGUUCUGCAGGGCAGUGGUGGAAGUGUUUGGACCACAAUACUUGCGAUCACCCAAUGCUGAAGACACUACUCGGAUCCUAGCACAGAAUGAAGCAAGAGAAUUUUAUGGGAUGCUUGGAAGCAUCGACUGCCUGCAUUGGGCAUGGAAAAACUGUCCAUUUGCUUGGCAGGGGAUGUACAAAGGCGCGAAAGGAGGUUGCAGUGUGUGCUCGAAUGUCUUUGCCAAGCUUGUUGAAGGUCAUGCUCCUCCGGUGAACUUCAAGGUCAAUGGGCGCCAGUACAACAAGGGAUACUACCUAGCAGAUGGCAUCUAUCCAAGAUGGUCAACAUUUGUGAAGACUAUCUCAAACCCUGUGCCAGGAGGCAAGAACUCCUACUUUGCUAAGUGUCAGGAGGCUUGCAGGAAGGAUGUUGAGCAGGCAUUUGGUGUGCUUAAAUCUCUAUUUGCUGUUGUCCGGCAGGGUCCUCUUGCAGCUGUUGAUCACCAGGUACCGGUAGCAUGGGCUGCCUUCCUCAAUAUGCGUCAGGAGAUCCGAGACCCACAGGUGCAUCAAGAACUGCAGAAGGAUCUGGUGGAGCACCUAUGGAGGCUCAAGGGCAACGCCUAG
Molecule: messenger RNA, 642 nt
Organism: Aegilops tauschii subsp. strangulata
Lineage: Eukaryota; Viridiplantae; Streptophyta; Magnoliopsida; Poales; Poaceae
Source: RefSeq, a predicted model, not a curated record